This is a messenger RNA of Blastomyces gilchristii SLH14081, 2490 nucleotides long. Its product is annotated as alcohol dehydrogenase (NADP+). Bases 1089 to 1997 code for a protein of 302 amino acids. Gene Ontology annotation, molecular function: aldose reductase (NADPH) activity. Lineage: Eukaryota; Fungi; Ascomycota; Eurotiomycetes; Onygenales; Ajellomycetaceae. The transcript is spliced from 3 exons. Gene Ontology annotation, cellular component: cytosol. The record is from RefSeq and is a predicted model, not a curated record.
GAGACAACCAGACGUACGGCCCUUGUACAGCUAAUUCAGCCGAACCUCGAACCCCGAAAGAUUCGAGAACCUUUCCUUUUUAACGCAGAGCAACGUGGCAUUCGGGACCGUUUGAGGGGCCAGGAGGGAGGGCUAUAUAGCAUUUGCCAUGUUGCGCUAGGGGAAAAUGGUCAAACAUUACGGCUACUGCGGGUUGCCACAACGAGGCUGUGUAUUUUGGUAUUUUGACCGGGAGUACGGAGUACACCAAUAGUCAAUGGGUAACGUAUUAUUAAUAUGCGUAGGGCUGCCGAGAUUCUGCAACAAUUUAUACUAUACAGGACGCAGCAGAGUCGAGAAGCUCCCCGUAAGGUUCCAUACAGAUGAUGCCAGAAAAGGGAAAAAGAAAAAAGAAGAGAAAAAAGAGAAAAAAAGAAACUGCCGGUCCAACAAAUUCCGGCACCCGCCUGCUCGCAUCAGAAAUAACAAUAACUAAUAAUAAUACAAUAGGUAAGCAGUCUUUUUUUGCUUCUCCCUAAACGUGGGGAUUUAACCUCAUAACAAAAUGAAAACCUCGGCCUAGAGACAUGGACAGAAUGAGAUAUCUUGCCCUCAGGAGCUCAUUCAUACCGGAACGUUCUUUUCUUCCACCUUUCUCUCUUUCAGUCAUUUUAUUUUUUGGCGAGAAUUUGAGCAGCUUCAUGGUUGCAUGGAUUUCUUCUAUAACUAUAACUUUGUACCUCACUACGACAUGAUGAGACUGCAGUGAUGACGUUCCAAUUAUGAGGUGAAUUUCAUGACAUCACAGUGGCUUCGAAGUUUCGAUCCCCCCCCUUUUUUUCCCCGUUUAGGCACCCUUUGCCCCAAGAGAAAUAGUUAGAUUAGUUAUGGGGAAACAAAUACCUUUUUCAAAGACGCAACAAGUUAAAGUGGUGCUUAGAAGAAGAUUGAAUUUUUUUGUUGUUGAGAGAAGCUGCUCAUAUGGACGUCAUAACCAGUACCGGAGUUUGCCAACUUCCAACUGAAUGAAGCAACAUCUUACUUAACCCCAAUUGAAUUCCUCUUUUUUGGUUUCUAUCCCAUACUCUAAUUGGACCAUUAAACAAACCAUGGCCGCCUCACCCACAAAAUUCAAGCUCAACACCAGCGCCUACAUCCCAGCUAUAGGCCUGGGGACUUGGCAAGACGAGGAUGCGCAGGAGAAAGCUGUGCUGACCGCGCUGGAAGCCGGGUACCGCCAUAUCGAUACAGCAGCCAUCUACGGAACCGAAGCCGCCAUCGGCCGUGCAUUGAAAAAAUGCGGAAUUCCCCGGGACCAAAUUUUCAUCACCUCCAAGCUGUGGAAUAACAAACACCACCCAGACGACGUCGACGCCGCUCUUAGCCAGUCACUGAAGGAUCUGGGCGUGAGCUAUGUGGAUCUUUAUCUCAUGCAUUGGCCCGUUGCCUUUGCGCGUGGGGACGAGCUGUUUCCCCAGGAUGAACAGGGAAAGCGGAAGAUUGCGAAGAUUGAUUAUGUUGAUACAUACAAAGCAAUGGAAAAGCUCCAGCAAUCCGGCAAAACCAAGGCGAUAGGGAUCUCCAACUUCUCCAAGGCGGAGGUCGAGCGACUGCUCGCUAACAGCUCCAUUGUGCCCGCAGUUCACCAGAUGGAACUGCACCCCUGGCUCCAGCAGGAGGAAUUCGUAAAGUUCCACGCUAGCAAGGGAAUUCAUAUUACACAGUAUUCGUCACUGGGUAAUCAGAAUGAGAUUUAUAAUCGGGAGAAGGUGGGGCGGAUGCUUGAUGAUCCUGUUCUGAAGGAGGUGGCGGAGAAAACUGAGAAGACGUGUGCGCAGGUUGCGCUAGGUAUGUGUGAAUUCGAUUUCUUUAUAUCGACUGCGGUCGUUGCAAUAUUUUCGCUGACUAGGAUAUUCUCUAUUUUCCCUCUCUCUUUUAGCAUGGGGAAUUGCGCGCGGCCACUCCGUGCUCGUCAAGUCCAAGACGCCAGAACGCAUCCUGCAGAACUUGCAAUCUGAUUUCAGUCUCAAUCCUAAAUAUGUCAAGCAGAUUGACGGCAUUGAUAAGAAGCUACGCUUUAACGAUUCAAGUGAGGGUUUUGGGUAUAGCUUCUUCACGGAUUUGGAGGGCAAGUAGAAGUGAGAUAGCGGCAGGGCAGAUUGGUGUGUUUGGGGAGACCAUUGAUCCGGCAAAAACCAUGCCCGGUGUUACUGUCAUCGCAUGUAUAAGUAAAUAUGUAGUAAUUCACUGAAAGCUUUCGUUUUGACAUAGCUUGAACACGGCUGCUAGCAUCUUUUAGCUGCCUGCUAUUCAUGCACAUGUACAUGUAUAAGUCCAUCGAUCGUCAGGGAGGGAAGACUGAAGAACAUACUCAACAGACAUGUCUUACACCACCUUCGGAGAUAUCCCUAUCAACUCCCUGAGACAAUGAGAGCCAAUAUACUCCACCAUGAAACGGAUAAAAAUCCCUCAAGGAAGUCAUCUCGUCAAAAACUUUGGCUUAAAAUGCUU